AUGUACAAGGUGCAUGUUGAUGACAAAAAAUUCUGCUCACAUCUGAAAUCUGGCUCAAUUUUGACCUGGUCGGGAAACCCGCCUCUGACAGUGGGACAAAAAGUCGGCAUUGCAUUCGGAGUUAUACUAGUUAUUGCCUUGCUGAUCGUAAUAGCAGUUCUGCUGUUCAUGUACAAAAAGAAGCCCUACAGCAACGUAGCAAGGAGGAUGAAGACCAUGGCCAACGUUCUCCCUGAGAAGUGGCAUCGUAAGGAACUGGAGGACAACGAACUGUACGUCUCCAAUGAUGCUUACAUCAUGAAAUCGAAAGAGCCUCAAUAUGGAUGCAGCAAAGUGACAAACGAAUGCAAACAAACUCCAGGCUUUCAAGUUGAAGCAAGUGACGUGAAGAUUCUCGAGAACAUAGCUUCUGGGAGAUUCGCGGAUGUUAGUAAAGGAGUUUUGCAGCAGGGAGGCAAGUCAAUCGACGUGGCUGUGAAAGCCUUGAAAAAGAACAUAAUGGAUAGAGACGAUGAGAUCAUGAGGUCAAAAAUUCUGUUCAUGGCAUCUCAAGUGAAGCCACACGCCAACAUUUUGAAAUUUUACGGAGCAUUCCAAGACGAUAAUAACUAUCCUACCAUGUUGCUGGAGUUAUGCGACCUACCGCUGAAAGAUUGGCUCAGCAGUAUCAACAGCAUCUCCACGUCAGAACUGGAUAACAUGCUGAACUUUUCCAUCCAGAUUGCAGAUGGUGUCAAGCAUCUUCACGAUUCUAAAAUAAUUCACAGAAAACUAGCUGCACGUAAUGUCCUCUUGAAGGUUACUCGUCACGGUUAUGAAGCCAAGUUGAUCGGUUUCGGUCCAUCGAGAGAUGACAGCAGUGAUAGCAAUGACAGCGUGGUUCCUAUGAAAUGGUGCGCCCCUGAAACUCUGGCCACACUAGACUGCAGGAAACCAACAUACGAUGAGAAGACCGACGCCUGGUCCUACGGCAUCACCGUCUGGGAGAUUUAUACUGGAGGACAGUCGCCCUUCGAUGAGUACAGGAGUACCCAGAUAAAGGACGUGUUGAUGAAGGGAGUGAGACCGGAUUGUCCGGAAGAAUGUCCUAAGGAUAUCUACGAUCAGAUAAUGAUGAAAUGCUGGGACCCUACGCCUGGGAGACGUCCAAGCUUUAAAUCCAUCUACAACGGCCUGCUAGGAUACCGCAACGGUGCCCAAGGAAUACAACCAGGCUACUAUGGCAAGCCAACGGUUGUUGAGAACAACAUGGCUGGAUAUUACGAUGGCAAUUAA
Messenger RNA from Helobdella robusta, 1275 nucleotides. RefSeq lists its product as hypothetical. Lineage: Eukaryota; Metazoa; Annelida; Clitellata; Rhynchobdellida; Glossiphoniidae. The transcript is spliced from 10 exons. Gene Ontology annotation, biological process: protein phosphorylation; multicellular organism development; positive regulation of kinase activity. Gene Ontology annotation, cellular component: signaling receptor complex. Bases 1 to 1275 code for a protein of 424 amino acids. Gene Ontology annotation, molecular function: transmembrane receptor protein tyrosine kinase activity; ATP binding. The record is from RefSeq and is a predicted model, not a curated record.